Metarhizium album ARSEF 1941 is the source of this 1593-nucleotide messenger RNA. Its product is annotated as DUF803 domain-containing protein. Gene Ontology annotation, molecular function: magnesium ion transmembrane transporter activity. Gene Ontology annotation, cellular component: membrane. The record is from RefSeq and is a predicted model, not a curated record. The coding region runs from base 1 to 1593 and encodes 530 amino acids. Gene Ontology annotation, biological process: magnesium ion transport. The transcript has 2 exons. Lineage: Eukaryota; Fungi; Ascomycota; Sordariomycetes; Hypocreales; Clavicipitaceae.
AUGGGGAGCAUCUCCCCCGGCGGGAGCAUAGCGCUUGGUAUCCUCGUCGGCUUAAUAUCGACCGGCGUCCAGAGUCUUGGCCUGACCUUGCAGCGGAAAUCGCAUAUUCUCGAAGAUGAAAAGGGGCCUCAUGAUAUACAGCGUCCGCCAUACCGCCGGCGGAGAUGGCAGCUUGGCAUGGGAAUGUUCGUCGUGGCGAAUCUCUUGGGCAGUACGGUGCAGAUUUCUACCCUGCCAUUGCCGGUGCUUUCCACCUUGCAAGCCGCCGGCCUCGUCUUCAACUCUAUUUGUGCGACGCUGAUCCUUCACGAACCCUUUACGCGAUGGUCUCUUUGCGGUACGCUCCUGGUGACGAGUGGCGCGGUUUUGAUUGCGAUAUUUGGCGCCAUUCCGUCGCCGGCACACGACUUGAACGAGCUACUUAUUUUGCUGGGGCGAAGGCCUUUUAUUGUCUGGAUGGCAUUGCAAGCCCUGUUUGUCGUGGGCCUCGGCACAGUCACCGACGUCGUCAAUAACGUGUCCAGCAUAUCACACAAUUCCCGAUUCAGACUCGCCCGCGGCGUUAUAUACGGUGUCAUCAGCGGAGACCUAUCCGCACACGCCUUGCUCUUCGCCAAGUCAGCUGUUGAGCUGUGUAUCAAGACGGUCGGGGGCAGCAAUCAGUUUUCCCACUGGGAGUCGUGGAUGAUUGUGCUCGGCUUGGUCUCCCUCGCCCUGUGCCAGCUCUACUACCUGCACCGAGGUCUAAAGCUGGUCUCGACCUCUGUUCUCUAUCCGCUCGUGUUUUGCGUAUACAACAUCGUCGCCAUACUGGAUGGGUUGAUAUACUUUGACCAGGCGAGCCUGAUCCCGCCACUUCACGCCGGGCUCAUUGCCGUCGGUACGGUCAUCCUGCUCUCCGGCGUGCUGGCCCUAUCGUGGCGGCUCAGCGACGAACAGCAUGCUCCCGGCGUCGGUCAGUCAACGCUAGCCCCGGGACUGGGACUCGUCGACGACACCGAAGGCGAGGACGAGUCCCUGCUCAGCUCCGAGGCGGCCGUGGACGAAGAAAGCAGCUCAUUGGGCUACCAGACGUUCCCGGCCCUGAACGGCGACGCCACCGCCCUGGUGACCCCGACCCAGAGGAAGAACUUGAGGUGGGCAGAGAGGGCCGAGAUUUGGGGCGAAUUAGAGGACCAAGAGGAGCCCGCUCCUCCGACGGGACGGCUGCGCUCCAUGACCAUGCCGGGGCAGUCGGAGCUGUCCCCGUUGCUGCCUGCCUCGAGGAGGUCGGCGGGCGGUAGUUUUGCGGCAACAGGCGAGCCCGCCCUAAGCAGCGAGCCCGCCCCCCAUAGAUUCGGCAGGCGGCGGAGGAGAAGUACCGGCUUCCCCGGCCUGGUGGCGCGGCGAAACACGCGAAAUCGGCAGUCCUCGAUCUCAGAGUCCCUCGGCGGCCUGUUCCAGUCGAUUCCGUGGCCCAGAGGACGCGGCAUGCCAAGGUCCCAGAGUGGCUUCUUCACGGCAGACGACGUGCCACGGCGGUACCGCGGCGACAGCGAGGCCGACGACGCCCCGGGCCGGGGGGGGACGAGGGGCAACGGCUCGACCGUAUAG